Messenger RNA from Chaetura pelagica (chimney swift), 5583 nucleotides. It is a transcript of the gene ADAMTS20, whose product is annotated as ADAM metallopeptidase with thrombospondin type 1 motif, 20. Gene Ontology annotation, cellular component: extracellular matrix. Gene Ontology annotation, molecular function: metalloendopeptidase activity; zinc ion binding. Gene Ontology annotation, biological process: extracellular matrix organization; proteolysis. The transcript is spliced from 39 exons. The coding region runs from base 1 to 5583 and encodes 1860 amino acids. The record is from RefSeq and is a predicted model, not a curated record. NCBI's taxonomy places the organism in Eukaryota, Metazoa, Chordata, Aves, Apodiformes, Apodidae.
AUGCUUUCUGAAUUUUCUGAUGUAUUCCUUCAUAAUAGAAAUNNNAGCAGGAGGAAAAGGAGCCUGGAGGCACCGCUGGAGCCCGCAGCUUUCCGAACGCAUUAUCAGCUCCGUGCGUACGGGCAGGUCUUCCAGCUCAACCUGAGCGCUGACGCGGGCUUCGUGGCCGCUCGGUACCGCGUGGUGCACGUCGGGGCCCCGCAGGAGCCGCCGUCCCCGGAUCUCCGCCACUGCUUCUACCGAGGGCACGUCAACGCCCGGGAGACGCACGUGGCGGUCUUCAGCGUCUGCGGUGGCUUGAUGGGUACCUUUAAGGCACAUGAUGGUGAAUAUUUUUUAGAACCUCUGAUGAAAGCGGAUGGAGGUGAACAUGAAGAUGAACAUAACAAACCACAUCUUAUAUACAGGAAUGAAGAACUUAAAAAGAAGUAUAAGAAAUCCCAUAAACCUUGUGAAGUUUCAGAAAAAGAGUUGAAGAAGAGCACUUCACUACCAACCUUUCACAGUUUAAAUGAAGGAAGCGAUGUUUUACAGAAGUCUCUCAGUUUAAAGUAUGCUUUGAAUAACCUAUCUGUAGAGGAUGGUGGCAAUCCACAUUCCAGGAAAAAACGUUUUCUUUCAUAUCCAAGAUACGUAGAAGUGAUGGUUACAGCUGACACCAAAAUGGUUCGUCACCAUGGGCAGAAUUUACAACACUAUGUACUAACACUGAUGUCAAUAGUUGCAGCAAUUUAUAAAGAUUCAAGUAUCGGAAAUCUUAUAAAUAUAGUUAUUGUAAAAUUAAUUGUAAUUCACAGUGAACAGGAAGGACCAGCUAUCACUUUUAAUGCAGCUACCACGCUUCGUAAUUUCUGCUUAUGGCAGCAAGCACAAAACACUUUGGAUGAUGCUCAUCCUUCUCAUCACGAUACUGCUGUUCUUAUCACUAGGGAAGAUAUCUGCAGAGCUAGAGAGAAGUGUGAUACUCUUGGUUUGGCAGAGCUGGGUACAAUGUGUGACCCUCUACGCAGCUGUUCUAUAAGUGAAGAAAAUGGGUUGAGUGCUGCUUUUACUAUAGCACAUGAACUUGGACAUGUAUUUAAUGUGCCUCAUGAUGACAGUUUUAAAUGUAAAGAAGCUGGAAUUAAACAUCAAUACCAUGUGAUGGCUCCAACUUUAAAUUACCAUACAAGUCCAUGGACCUGGUCAAAAUGCAGUCAAAAAUAUAUCACUGAAUUUCUUGAUACUGGUUAUGGUGAAUGUCUCCUAGACAAACCUAGUGGAAGAAUAUAUGAUCUUUCCUCUCAGCUGCCUGGGUCAAUGUAUGAUGUCGACAAGCAGUGUGAACUUAUGUUUGGUCUUGGGUCACAAGUGUGCCCAUAUCUGAAACAGUGCAAACGCUUAUGGUGCACAAGCACAGAAGGAAUUCACAAGGGUUGCCGCACUCAGCACAUGCCUUUGGCUGAUGGAACAGCUUGUGGUGUGGGAAUGCACUGCCGCCAUGGAAUUUGUGUGAGCAGAGAAAUGGAGACACGUCCUGUAGAUGGAGAAUGGGGAGCAUGGAGACCUUAUAGCUCAUGUUCAAGAACUUGUGGAGGUGGAAUCAAGAGCACCACCAGGCUGUGUAAUAGACCAGAACCAAGAAAUGGAGGAAAGUACUGUGUUGGCCGCAGGAUGAAAUUUCGGUCGUGUAACACUGAUUCGUGUCCAAAAGGCAGAAAAGAUUUCCGGGAGCAGCAGUGCUCUGAAUUCGAUGGCAGACACUUCAAUAUCAACGGUCUUACGUCUGCUGUUCGCUGGCUCCCAAAAUACAGUGGUAUUUCUAUGAAAGAUCGCUGUAAACUUUUUUGCCGAGUUUCUGGAACAACUUCCUACUAUCAGCUGAAGGACAGAGUUGCUGAUGGUACUCCCUGUGGAGCAGAAACCAAUGACCUUUGUGUUCAAGGCUUAUGCAGGCAAGCAGGCUGUGAUCACGUUUUGAAUUCCAAGGCAAGGAGAGACAAAUGUGGAAUCUGUGGUGGUGAUAAUUCUUCAUGUAGGACUCUUGCAGGUACUUUCAACAGUGCUCGUUAUGGUUAUAAUGUUGUAGUAAGUAUUCCCAAAGGAGCAACCAACAUUGAUAUUCGGCAGCACAGCUACUCAGGGAAACCAGAAGAUGACAACUACCUUGCUUUAUCUGAUAUUCAUGGAAAUUUUAUCUUGAAUGGAAAUUUUGUUGUAAGCAUGUCAAAAAGAGAACUCAACAUUCAAGGAGCCAUUUUUGAAUACAGUGGUUCAAACAGUACAAUAGAACGAAUUAACAGCACUGACAGAAUUGAAGAAGAGCUAACCUUACAGGUGCAUGUUUACNACCCUGAUGUACGUUAUUCAUUCAAUGUCCCAAUAGAAGAUGGAAGUGAUCUGUUUACGUGGGAUCCUUAUGGACCCUGGCAAGACUGCAGCAGGAUGUGCCAAGGUAUUCGAAGAAGAAGAAUGACAUGCAUACGUAAAAGUGAUCACAUGGUAGUGUCUGAUCAAAGAUGUGAACUUACACCCACUGUACCGGAAGUCUCUGAGGCAUGUAACACAGACUGUGAAUUAAGGUGGCACAAUGUUGGAAAAAGUGACUGCACAUCCAAGUGUGGCCCAGGGUAUCGGUCCAUAGAGAUCCGCUGCAUGAAGUACUCGGUUUCAAAAGGACUCAGUGCUCCAGUGGAUGAUCAGUACUGUGUUGAUCAGCAGAAACCACCAACCAGAGAGCCCUGCCAUGGUGACUGUAUGUUAACAAGUUGGCACUACACAGAAUGGUCAGAGUGUUCCAGGAGCUGUGAAAGAGGUGUCAGAACCAGAGAAGCUUUUUGUAUGAAUAAUUUGGGUCGUCAUCUUCCUGACAGAGAAUGCCAGGAGCUUCCAAGAGUGGUAACACAGAGUUGCAAUGAAUUCUUAUGUCCAAGCUGGUCUGUUAGUGAGUGGAGCGAGUGUCCUGUGACAUGUGGCAAAGGAAUGAAGCAUCGUCAAGUAUGGUGCCAACUUAAUGAUGAACAACUGCGAGACGAUUUCUGUAAUCCAAGUGGUAGACCAGAAGCAAUAACAACAUGUGAACUUCAUGAAUGUGCAUCUUGGCAAGUAGGGCCUUGGGGAUCAUGUUCUGUAACGUGUGGACGUGGAUACCAGAUGCGUGCAGUCAAAUGUGUUACUGGCACUUACAGAGUUAUUUUGGAUGAUGACAGGGAAUGUAAUGCUGCUACUCGUCCUAGAGAUAACCAAGAAUGUGACUUACCCUCCUGUCCAGAAAAUAAAAAAUUAUGGACUACAUUGCUUCCUCUAGUUCAUGUGGCAAAAAUGACUCAAUGGAGAUACGGAUCAUGGACCCCAUGCUCUGCAUCCUGUGGGAAGGGUGAUCGUGCUCGCUAUGUGAGUUGUAGAGAUGAUCAUGGAGGAGUAGCAGAUGAAUCUUUCUGUGCCCAUUUACCACGACCAGCUGAAAUUUCAAGCUGUUUUAGCCCAUGUGGAGAGUGGCAAGCUGGAAAUUGGUCCCCGUGCACAGUUACGUGUGAUAGUGGAAUAGUAACAAGACAAGUUAUCUGUGCCAACAAUCAUCAACAAAUCAACGAGAAUUACUGUGAUCCUGAAGGCCAACCUUCCAAAGAACAAGAAUGUAACAUGCCACCAUGUCCACCAGUUUAUCAUCAUAUUCCAAAAAUGCAUGAGCAUCCAAGCCAUUUUCCAGAAAUAGGUUACCUUCCAAUACACCGUCCACAAGACAAUAUAAACCAGCGGAACCAGCCCUCUGUGGGAGGAUAUCAGUGGAGAACUGGACCCUGGGGAGCAUGCUCUAGUACUUGUGCAGGUGGAUUUCACCGUCGAGUUGUAGUUUGUCAAGAUGAGGAAGGAAGAAGUGCUAGCUAUUGUGAUAAGGCAACAAAACCUCCAGAGUCAAGACACUGUGAUUCUGGACCCUGCCCACGAUGGAACUAUGGGAACUGGGGAGAAUGUACUCAGACUUGUGGAGAUGGAAUAAAGACAAGACUGGUGAUUUGUCAGCUUCCUACUGGCCAAAUGUUGGGUGAUCAAAAUUGUGACAUUCUAGACAAGCCACCUAAUAUGGCACAAUGUAAUGUGCAUUCUUGCCCUGGUGAUGUUUCAUGGCAUCGGGGACCUUGGAAAUCGUGUUCUGUUACCUGUGGAAAAGGCUUGAAGUUUCGUGAUGUGCAUUGUUUUAAUAGCUUCCAAGGUAAAACAGAGGAAGAAAACUGCAGACAUUUGAAAAAACCACGGACAUACAAAAUAUGUAGAGCUGGAAGAUGUCCUGCUUGGAAGGCCAGCAGUUGGAAAGAGUGCUCUGUGUCCUGUGGAGUGGGAAUUCAGCAAAGGGAUGUCUACUGUCAGCUGAAGGGCCUGGGUCAAGUGACUGAAGCCAUGUGCAGUCGUGAUCCCCGGCCCACUGGCCAGAGGCACUGCUGGCUGCCUGCCUGCCCGCAGCACCGCUGGGUGGCAGGGGGAUGGCAGGAUUGCUCAGCAUCAUAUAGAAGGAAGGAAAUACACCGAAAUGUUAAGUGUGUGGAUGAAAAGCAGCUCCAAGUGGAUGAAAGGUUCUGUGAUGCUGCCACUAAGCCCCCAUCAACCAAAAACUGCAGAAUAGCUCCCUCUAAGUAUGUUGUGCUUACAGGAGAACUGUCCCAGUGCUCAGCCAGCUGUGGGUUUGGUUACCAGCAAAGGAUCACAUACUGUGUUGGAAUCCAUUCUGUUCCAAAUCUGCAUGCCCGUGGCCUUCGAGCUGUGGUGUACCCAGAGUGCCCAGUAGAGCCAUCCCCAUACAUCUAUAGAUGUAAUAUCAAAGGAUGUUCACAAGCAGCUACCUGGAGAGUGGGAAAGUGGACCAAGUGCUCAGUGUCUUGUGGAGUGGGGAUACAGGAGAGAACUGUAGAAUGUACAACUGAAAAUGGCUUAUCCAGUGACUUGUGCCAGCCACGUCUAAAACCAGAUGCCAGAAAGAUCUGCCAUGGGGAAGAAUGUGAAAUUUUUACCACCUGCAAAGAUAUCCAGAUUAAAAAAGGGAUUAGAAAGGAUGGUGAAUACCUACUUAACAUUAAGGGACGGAUGAUAAAGAUUUAUUGCUCAGGCAUGCACUUAGAGAAUCCCAAAGAAUAUUUAACACUGGUAAAAGGUGAAGCAGACAACUUUUCUGAAGUAUAUGGAUACAGGUUGCAGAAUCCAUAUGAAUGUCCUUUCAAUGGAAGCAGAAGGCAAGACUGUGCCUGUCGAAAUGAUUACCUUGCAGCUGGCUUCACUGUUUUUAGCAAAAUCAGAUUUGAUGUAGCCUCCAUGCAAAUUAAAACCACAGAUUUUCUUUUUGCUCAGACUAUACUUGGGAGAGCAGUCCCGUUUGCUACAGCUGGAGAUUGCUACAGUGCUGCCAGAUGUCCACAGGGACAGUUCAGCAUUAAUUUGGCUGGGACAGGUCUGAGAUUAUCCAGUACAGUUAGAUGGAUUGCUCAGGGCAACUAUGCAACUUCUGACAUACACAAAUCACAUGAUGGUACUAAAAUAUAUGGAAGAUGUGGAGGAUUUUGUGGAAAAUGUGUUCCUAACUCAAUUAUUGGUCUCCAACUUCAAACACAGUGA